Molecule: messenger RNA, 553 nt
Organism: Pseudonaja textilis
Lineage: Eukaryota; Metazoa; Chordata; Lepidosauria; Squamata; Elapidae
Source: RefSeq, a predicted model, not a curated record
AUGGGCGGCGGGGCGGCGGCGGCGGUGGGCCCGCUGUGCAGCGCCGGCAGCCGCGGGCUGGUCUCCCUGCUGGGCGCCGUCCCGUGCCUGGCUUGCAAGCAGCCGCCUCGCCCCCGCCGCCGGGCCGCUGCUGCCGUCAUGAGCCUCCUGGCCAAGGAGAGCUGCCCCACCGCUGCAGCCGCCGCCUCUGGCCCGUCGGACACCUACCGGGGCUGGCUCUUCAAGUGGACCAACUACCUGAAGGGCUACCAGCGCCGCUGGUUCGUGCUCAGCCACGGGCUGCUGAGUUACUACAGGACUCAAGCGGAAAUGGCUCACACCUGCCGCGGAACCAUCAACCUGUCCAUGGCGCACAUCGACACGGAGGAUUCUUGCAACAUUGUCCUUUCUAACGGCGGGAGGACCUACCACUUGAAAGCGAGCUCGGAAGUGGAACGGCAGCGCUGGGUCACCGCCCUGGAGCUGGCCAAAACCCGGGCCAUCCGAAUCAGGAGCAACCAGUCAGGUAGACGUUGCACGUAUGUGGGAGUUCUCUGAAGAGGACCUCCCCUCU